This is a messenger RNA of Vitis vinifera (wine grape), 1008 nucleotides long. Its product is annotated as putative disease resistance protein At1g50180. Gene Ontology annotation, molecular function: alpha-tubulin binding. The record is from RefSeq and is a predicted model, not a curated record. Gene Ontology annotation, biological process: protein folding. The transcript is spliced from 2 exons. NCBI's taxonomy places the organism in Eukaryota, Viridiplantae, Streptophyta, Magnoliopsida, Vitales, Vitaceae. The coding region runs from base 1 to 1008 and encodes 335 amino acids.
AUGUGGGUGGCUGAAGGAAUAGUUACAUCUAUGAAUGAAGAAAAGGCAGAGGAUAUUGCAGAGCGUUACUUGGGUGAACUGAUUGAUAGGUGUAUGGUUGAAGUAGGGGCAAGGAGCCUAACUGGAAGAGUCAAAACUUGUCGACUCCAUGAUCUCAUGCGAGAUUUAUGCUUGUUAAAGGCGAAAGAGCAAUCCUUCCUUCAAGGUAUUCAUCUUGGGCAUGAGAAGGAGCCAAUAACAGUUUUUUCUUCUUCCAUGGUACCUGUAAUGCCAACGGUAACCGGUGCUACCAAGUUGCGAUUAUCUGAUUUGUGUCACCUAGAGACUUUGAGCUUGCUUGAUGCAAGAAAAUCUAAUGUAAAAGAGCUUGUCAAAUUAACUAGUCUCCGCAAAUUAGAGAUUGUUUCAUUGGAAAGCUUUGAAGAGUUGGAGGUGAUUUUCAAUUCUCCAAGUCCCAUCUUGAACAGCCUUCGGUCCUUGUCUGUGGAGAUCUUGGAUGAUAGAGUUGAAGAAGGAAAUUUGACACAAUUUCUGCAGGCUUGUCACAAUGACUUUUAUAGAUUGUCUAUAGAUGGUGCACUAAGCAAGUUACCAGAUCCCAGCAAAUUUAAGCCAAACCUAUCCAAGUUAAGAUUAUCCAGAUCUAAACUUUUGAAUGAUCCAAUGGCAACAUUGGGGAAGCUACCUCACCUAAAAGUUCUUGAACUAUGGGAUGCAUAUGAUGGAAAGAAAAUGGUUUGCAGCUGUGAAGACUUUCCUCAACUUAAUUCUCUUUUUAUUUCUGACUUUCCCAAGUUAGAGGAGUGGACGAUAAAUGAAGGAUCCUUGCCCAAUCUCUUCAAUUUAAAGAUUAGACAGUGUGAACAAAUGGAAAGAAUUCCAAAUGGAUUGAAUUUGAUCGCCACCCUCCAAAAACUAGAGAUUAUAUGGAUGCCAGAUGCAUUUGUGAACAUGAUUAAAGUUGAAGUCCAACAUGUGCAUUCCAUCUCUCUCUCUAUUGUUGAAUGA